Molecule: messenger RNA, 1434 nt
Organism: Zootermopsis nevadensis
Lineage: Eukaryota; Metazoa; Arthropoda; Insecta; Blattodea; Termopsidae
Product: protein GVQW3-like
Source: RefSeq, a predicted model, not a curated record
AAUUUAGGUUUCUAUUCAAAUCUAUGAUGAGCAUGAAGAAAAGCCAUACCAUUGGUAAAUAUCACAGAUUACAGGAGUAUUAUGAUCAAGAGGGGUCUGUGUACAUUGCAUUUCCUUGUUAUACUUAUUUGUACAUCUUUGUACACACCACUGUGAGGACCUCAAUUGCUACCAAUUUGGAGAAGUUUCAGACAAACUCUGACAUAUAUAGCAUGAAUACAUGGUAUAAGUAUGAUCUCCAUCAGUUGAGCACUAACCUCACUAAUUAUUAUGUAGGGAUCAAUUAUUCAGUACUCAUACAGAUAGAAUUACAAGUUUAAAUCAUGAUAUAAAAGUAUUUAAGCCAGCAUUGACAGAUUAUUAAAUACUUUAAAUGUAAUAAUUAUGCAGUUAUAAUUCUCUUGUAUUUUAUUUUACUAGGUAUUCAUAUUCAUACUAUUAUGUGACAUUUUUGCUUGUACUAGGAAGGAUCUAUGAAAUCUAAAUAAAUUCUGAUUGAGAUUUGAGGUUCUCAUAGCAGUGAAGAUGUUAGUGUUGGUCUUCCACAUUGUGACACUGUGGACUUGUUAGUGCAUACAUAUGUUUUGGAGGAAUAUACCGUCUCCAUCUCAAGGCUGACAUUCAGUCUCAGUGGAUAAUGUUUGAUGUAUGUGAGAAGACCAAGGAGACUGAAUAUGUUUUGAGGAAACAACGUGCUGUUAUCGAGUUCCUGGUGUGUGAGAACGAGACGGUGGGAAACAUCCACAAGCGAUUGCAGAAAGUGUAUGGGGAGGAUACUGUCGAUCGCAGGACAGUUAGCCACUGGGCACAAAGAACAUCAGGCAAAGGUGGACAUGCAGACAUUCGCGAUUUGCCGCGCAGCGGCAGGCCACAGUCAGCGUGGACGGACGCCAAUGUUGAAAGGGUGAACAACAUGAUCAUGGCGGACAGACGCAUAACUGUGAAACAAUUGUCACUCCGACUGGACAUUGAAAAAGCCAUUGUGUGCUGAAUAUUGGAACAGUUGGGAUUUUCGAAGGGCUGUGCGAGCUGGGUUCAGCGGAAACUGACAGACGCACACAAAGAGAUUCGCAAAACCAUCUGUGGAGACUUUCUGGCGCGGCAUGAGGACGACGGAGAUGAAUUUCUUUCGCGCAUCGUGACCGGAGACGAAACAUGGCUGCACCAUUUUGAACCCGAAACCAAGCGACGAUCAAUGGAGUCGCAUCACGCGAAUUCUCGGAAGUAGUUCAAAGCUGCUUCUUGGGCUGGAAAGCGCUGAUCCCGAGUUUUACCGUACGGGCAUACAUGCCCUUGCUCCGAGGUGGCGUAAGGCAGUUGAGAGAGACGAAGACUACGUUGAAAAGUAUCAUAUUGUUCCUAAAGGCUGUACCUAUCAACAUUGUCUAAAGCAAAGUUGUAAAAUAAAUUUGAAUAAAAAAAUAUGGAGCAUUA